This is a messenger RNA of Protopolystoma xenopodis, 1092 nucleotides long. Lineage: Eukaryota; Metazoa; Platyhelminthes; Monogenea; Polystomatidea; Polystomatidae. The record is from the annotation of a GenBank genome assembly.
UCCUCUUCUUGGAAUAGACGAAAGCCACUCAAUUGUUCGUCUGCCGUAAGUGGCAGCAACAGCGAUGGCGGCGGAGCCUGUGCUCCACACCCCUCCCUGGUCUCCGGGCUAAUGGGCACCGGCAGAAGCCCGACCUGCGAGCUCAGCCUGUUUCCCGGGGCAGCUGGACUCCUGCGUGGCGCCGGAUUCAGUCUCGACGCCGUUGGCUUCAACACACCUCCUCCGCAGCCGCCUCCUCCUCCGCCGCCGCCACCUCCUCCACCAGCUCCGCCGCCGCCACCGCCUUUGUUGCCACAGCUGCUACCGUCGCCUCCGCCUCAACCGCCGCACACACGGCAACAGUUGCUGCCACAAGCUGGAAGACAAGAUUCGCUGACCGCAACCGCCUGUCCGUCAGACGGGUGCCUUAUUGCCGGGCUGCCCGGUCAGCCGACAAAUUUGUCUACCAGAAAGGCUUUGGGCCUUGUGAAUAGCGCACGCCGAGCCGGUGUCAGCGGACACGUCUCGAGCUCGAGUCCUAGCGGCUUGGCACUGAGUGGCCUUUUGUCCGUCACGGGUCUUCGCGCAUCGGACGCAUUUGACGCCACUACGAGUUCCGGUGCCUGUAAACAAGAGGCGGUUGGGCAUAAGCCGAAGCGAACUUCUUCGGCCAAGCAACGCGGUCGAAUUGGGCUCUCGUCGACGGGAUGUGGAGAGGCGAGAGGUAGCGAAGCCAACUCUGUCUUCCAACCGGUCUUCAUGAUGGCUCCUGAUGACGAGGCCGCACAACCAAUGAGCGGAGUCGAUGGAGCAAGUAAUUUGUCCAACUCCCUGAUGAACAAUGGAAGUAGUGCGCAAAGGAGCAAAAAACGCGUCAUCUGUACAACAUGCAGGAAAUCUUUUUGUGACAAAGGUAUGCUACGCAUAGUUUAUACCGCUGUACAUCUACGUGAGAUGCACAAAUGCACAAUCAAAGGAUGCAACAUGUGGUUCAGCUCGCGACGCAGUCGCAAUCGACACUCGGCAAACCCAAAUCCACGCCUUCACAUGAGCCAUUCCAACAAAAAGCUGCCCGAAAACGCCAUCAUUGUGGAUGAUGGAACAGCUAAUUAG